AUGUUUAACUGCGAUCAUUGUCCGUCAGUUUUCAAUGCAAAACGUAAUUUGACAGCACACCAAAAGAAGCAUACGGGUGUACGUUUUCCGUGCACUGUAUGCCCAUCAACAUUCGCUUACAAAACCGGACUCAACAAACAUAUGAAAAAUGGUCAUGGUAUCAUAAAUGUUCCAGCCCACUUAAGACCAUUGCCAGCUGCGCCGAUCAUCGAUCAACCUGCUCCAGCUCAAGUCCAGAUUGCACCGCAAAUAUUUGUUCCUGAUGUCCCGGCCGGUGGAUCGAACAUGUUAACCGAAGACGAAAUGUGUAUGGAAGCCAUGGACGAAUUUGAGGAUACAGAUUCUUACACCGUUGCCGUUAACGGGAAACGUGUUUCGACUGCUAACACCACCUCAGCUGUUAGGGCAAAAAAGACGCGUAUGGAUAUGGUGAAGGCCCCCGGAUUCGUAGAAAUUUUGUCGUCUGCGAGCCGUAAAAUCGUGUGGUACUAUACCAAAAAUAUCGGCAAUACAAUGAUUUAUUCAGACUUUCUUCGACCCCUCAUACCUGAACUAAUAAAUUUGUUGAAAACUCACGUACAAAAACACGCAAUAAAAUUUAAUUUGAAACUCGAGGCGACAUACAACCGUCCCAACGUCCCCAAUUCGUCAGAGAACAGGGCGUUCAAGACCUCGGCAGUUGAAAUUUACCCUGACAGCGAUUUUAGAACGAUUGUAGAGAGGGCGUAUAUCAAGUUAAUGAAGGAGAAGGACGAAUAUAUGGGAAGAGGAAGUGGAUUUACAUUAGAGUCGAUCGAUGGGCUGUUGCUGGCAGUGUAUAAAUAUACGCCGAUGGGCGGAUCAUCGUACAUACAAUUACCUGAAUAUAUUGAUAGGAAGCGGGGUACCAUCAACCCAAAGAAUACGGACCAGCAUUGUUUUAUGUGGGCAAUCCUAUCAAGGCAUGUGACCGGACCAACGGUAUGUCGUGUAGAGGGAAAUAGAUAUAGUCAGCAUGAGGGGAAAUAUAAUUUUGACGGUAUUUCGUUCCCUACACCUCUGUCGGAUAUAUCAAAUUUUGAAAAAAAUAAUAUCAAUGUAAGUGUUAACGUCUAUGGGCUCGAUAAGAAAUUCCAACCACCUAGAAAAUACCCGACAUACGAGGUGUACCCGCUGCGAGUAAUCAGCGAAGAAAAACCGGACCAUUUCGACCUGUUGUUGGUGACAGAUGGCGACAACUCGCACUAUGUUUACAUUUCGAAUUUUUCCCGGCUCAUACGUAAGCAGAAAACGAGACACAAUGGGAGUGUCAUUUUUUGUAAAAGGUGCUUCACCAGCUUUGACAACCAAAAUUUAAAAUUCAAGUUGAGCGGGCAGGAGGCCCUGGACCAACACAAAUUGAUUUGCGGCGCGCACAAGCCGAUACUACCCGAGAUGCCGAAGGAGGGGGAGUGUGUUGAGUUCAGGGCGUGGAAAAAAACGGUUAGGCACCCGUUUGUAAUUUACGCGGAUUUCGAGGCGAUCUUGGUGAAGACGGAGGAGAAAAAAGGAGGUAGCACGACAGUUAUACAGAGGCAUGAGGCGAUGAGUUAUGGGUUUUUAGUGAAGGCGAGCGAGGACGUGCCGGCGGAUUUAUUGGAACAACACGAGAUACCGGCGGGGCCGGUAAUCUAUAGAGGAAGUGAAGACAGGACGGACGUGGCGAGGCAUUUUGUAGAGUCAAUAGUUGAGGUGGCCCAUAAAAUUGAAAAUCUGAUGAAGACGAAUAUAGCGAUUAUUAUGACUGAGGGAGAAGAAAAAACAUAUCAAGAGUGUAGUACGUGUAAUUUAUGCAAAUGUGUAUUAGUCGGGGGCGAUAAGGUUAGGGAUCAUGAUCAUCUGACGGGCAAAUUUAGGCAGACCUUGUGCUCUAGGUGUAACUUAGAGUUGCAACAGCCUAAAUUUGUCCCCGUAUUUUUUCAUAAUCUCUCAAACUACGACUCGCACUUCAUAAUAUCUGAACUUGGUUAUGAUACUCAGACUAUCAACGUUAUACCGAACAGUGAGGAGAAAUAUAUAUCUUUUUCGAAAUAUAUAAAUAGUACCUUCACUGUUCGGUUUAUCGACUCGUUCAGGUUUAUGGCGUCGAGUUUGUCGUCCCUGGCCGAAAAUUUAGUUACACCCGAACAUGAGAACUUCCGUGAGACAGCUAAACAUUUUGUCACCGGAGAUAUGUCACUCGUGACUCGGAAGGGUGUGUACCCUUACGAGUACACGGAUAGUUGGGAGCGGCUGGAAGACAGGAGAUUACCGAGGAAGAGGGAUUUUUUUAGUACGUUGACGGAGACCAGUAUAAAGGAGAGUGACUUUGAGCAUGCGAAGGAGGUCUGGGACCACUUUGAUUGUGAGACGCUCGGGGAUUAUAGUGAUCUCUACCUAAAAAUUGACGUUUUACUACUGGCAGACGUUUUCGAAAACUUUCGUGACGUAUGCAUGAGGGCGUACAACCUGGACCCUGCUCACUAUUAUACAGCACCAGGCUUAAGUUUUGACGCCAUGCUAAAGUUCACAGGCCAAAAGUUGCAAUUGCUACACGAUUAUGACAUGUUGUUGAUGUUCGAAAAUGGUAUACGCGGUGGAUUGGUGCAGGCGAGUAAGAGGUAUGGAAAGGCGAACAACGAGAAGACUCCGGAUUACGACGAGACAAAAGAUAAAUCGUGGAUUAUUUAUCAGGACUGUAACAACUUGUAUGGAUGGGCCAUGUCGCAGUACAUGCCGUACGGUGGGUUCAACUGGGUUGAACCUACGUUAAACGGUUUGAAUGAUUUGGACGAUACCUCCCCCAUAGGACGAGUGUAUGAGGUGGAUGUGUCGUACCCACGACAUUUGCAUGAUAACCACAAUGACUUACCCUUUCUACCGCAAAAUAGUGUGCCACAUGGAUCGAAGGUGCGAAAGUUGAUGGCGACGUUCGAGGAGAAAAAAAAUUACAUAAUUCACUAUAGGAGCCUGCAGCAGGCCAUUAAGAAUGGACUAAUAGUAGAAAAAGUACAUAGAGUGAUACAAUUUAACCAGUCUAACUGGCUGGCUAAAUAUAUUGAGUUGAACACCGAGAUGAGGAAGAAGGCGAGGAAUGAUUUUGAAAAGGACUUUUUUAAAUUAAUGAACAACGCUGUAUUUGGGAAGACUAUGCAGUCUAAAAGAAAGGAGAUGAAGAUGGAGUUAGUGUCGUGUGAGAGGAGGUUACAAAAAUUAAUCAACAAGAGUACAUUUAAACACUGUACCAAUUAUAACGAAAACCUAAACGCUGUCGCACUGGAGAAUAAAAUUAUUAAAUUUGAUAAACCUAUAUAUAUUGGAUUCGCUGUACUGGAUGUAUCAAAAACGCUAAUGUAUGAGUACCAUUAUGAUGUCAUGCAGAGGCACUAUGGAGACAAAAUUAAAUUAAUGUACACUGAUACAGAUUCAUUGAUUUACCACAUACAAACGGAUGAUUUUUAUGCAGACUUGGCGACCAACCAUAACUUGUUGGACCGGAUGGACACUGCUAACCUGCCCACUGACCAUCCGUGUUAUGUGGCAGGAAGGAAGAAGACCCCCGGUUACUUCUCCGAUGAGGUAAACGGAAAUGUUAUUAGCGACUUCUGUGCGUUGAGAGCAAAAUCCUACGCUUUCAACGUAUAUACUGGACCGGAGGACAGACUUGGUGGUGAAAAGAUCAAGGCGAAGGGGAUAAGAGGUCAUGUGGUUAAAAACCACAUGACUCUUGAGGAUCAUAGGAAGUGUCUGUUUGACGAAGAAGGAUUAGAAUUGUAUAGGGAAAACAUAUCAAUACGGUCAUUCAACCAUCAACUCAUGACCAUAAAGACAAAAAAAUUAACUUACAAUAGCUAUGACGAUAAGAGGGUGGUGUUAGAAGAUAAAGUCAACACACUAGCACAUGGACACUAUAGUAUAGAGGAAGAUGACAUAUGGCCAGAGCUUGAGGAAGAUGGAGGGAACUGGAACGAUGAGGAAAAAGAAUUGAUGAGAGAGCUACUACAAUGUAUAACUUAAUUUAUAUAUUUUCUGUU
Molecule: messenger RNA, 4031 nt
Organism: Metopolophium dirhodum (rose-grain aphid)
Lineage: Eukaryota; Metazoa; Arthropoda; Insecta; Hemiptera; Aphididae
Exons: 10
Coding region: 1-4014 (1337 amino acids)
Source: RefSeq, a predicted model, not a curated record